AUGGCCAAGGUUAAGCAAAGACGCCGUCGUACAGAUAAUUUCAAAGGUCCAUCGGCAGUCACAAUAGAGCCCGGCAUUAGACCAGUUACAUUGGAUACGAAGUCCAAACAAGACAAAUUUCUCGCCGAUGCUGGCCCAUAUUAUCGCCAGGCCAAGUCUAAGGGAGAAAAGGAAGAGUUUCUUCACGAAAUCAGCCAACUUUGGUUUAGAAUUUGGCCGGAGGAUCCGUUGAAUACGGCAGACAUUGAUUUUGCACGUCACAGACAAAAGAAUAUUAUGAAGAAAAUCAGAACAAGGCUGUUACUCCUCGGUGCCUUUGGGAUUGUGGAAGGAGAUACGUUGUGGAGGGACUUUAUUGCUGCCAAAAUGCACGAGCUCCAUCCUGACAAGCUACCCUCUGUCUGA
This is a messenger RNA of Psilocybe cubensis, 405 nucleotides long. RefSeq lists its product as uncharacterized. The transcript is spliced from 3 exons. The record is from RefSeq and is a predicted model, not a curated record. Bases 1 to 405 code for a protein of 134 amino acids. NCBI's taxonomy places the organism in Eukaryota, Fungi, Basidiomycota, Agaricomycetes, Agaricales, Agrocybaceae.